AUGCACACUAGGGAUCACUUCGAGGACCUCACAGAUGACAUCCUCUGGCAUGUGCUCUCCUUUCUUCCGGCCAAUGAGGCCCUCCCGACCUGCGUGCUCGACACCCGGUGGCGAGAUCUCUGGAGGCACACGACCAGCCUGCACCUCGUCUUUGACGGGUCAGUGUUCCCGAGAUACAAGCGUUUCGAACAGUUGGUGAAGCUGGUUAUCCAUCUCCGUGGGGAAUCACCUCUCGUCACAUGCGAGAUUGAUGCAUAUCCUGAUGAUGACCCCGAGCACACCUUCAGAAACACCAAGUUGUUGAUUGAUUACGCCCUGGCGUGCGAAGCUGAGGAGCUAGUAGUAAGAGCUGCUGACAUUCGGUAUGACAUACCAAUGUUUGAUGUUCCUCUGAAUCUCAUCUCCCAUCACUUGAAGACCUUGCACCUUGAACGGAUCAACCUCGACCACUCUGAUUUGAAGUUCUCAGGGUGCCCGGUGUUAGAGGAUCUAUGUAUCCAGCUUUGCAGCAUUCGUGCAAGCGAGAUAUCAUCCAUGUCACUAAAGCGUCUGUCCAUCAUUGACGUUUGUUAUUUACGUCACGUUGUGCGCAUUCAGAUUUGUGCCCCGGGUCUCAUCUCACUGCAACUAUAUGAUUUCGAAGGAUUGACUCCUUGCCUUGAAAACAUGCCAUUGCUAGAAACAGCUUAUGUUGGGCUUGGCGAUGGAUGCUAUGAUUUUUGUCGUGAUGGCCAGUGGGAUUGUAGUAACCCUUUCUGUGGUUGCCAUUUUUAUCCUGUCAACAAUGGGGUGCUUCUUGGUGGUUUCUCCAAUGUUGUCAAGUUGGAGUUGAUAGCUCUACCUAAAAUGUUUAUCUACAAAUGGGAUUUAGAGUGCUGCCCAAUAUUUUGCAAAUUAAGGACACUGAUACUCAAUGAGUGGUUCACGGCUAAUGAACUAGUUUGCAUUCUCCAGCACUCUCCACUUCUUGAGAUGCUCACUCUCCAGCUUGGUAAUACGGAGAGCAACAUAGGAGCAAUGGGGGGCCAAGAAAUGAUUGAGAAAUCAUUUGUGUGUGCACAUCUCAAGGUUGUCAACAUCGAAUGUAAAGAGGUUGACGAGGGGAUUCACAAAAUUUUGAAGACCUUGAGGACAGGUGGCAUACUUUGCGAUCACAUUAGCAUCAAGACUCCGGCACCAUCCACAUAUUCUGUGGGAGCUGCCUAG
This is a messenger RNA of Triticum turgidum subsp. durum (durum wheat), 1206 nucleotides long. The record is from the annotation of a GenBank genome assembly. Lineage: Eukaryota; Viridiplantae; Streptophyta; Magnoliopsida; Poales; Poaceae.